Talaromyces proteolyticus is the source of this 1536-nucleotide messenger RNA. Its product is annotated as Tannase/feruloyl esterase. Bases 1 to 1530 code for a protein of 509 amino acids. Lineage: Eukaryota; Fungi; Ascomycota; Eurotiomycetes; Eurotiales; Trichocomaceae. The record is from RefSeq and is a predicted model, not a curated record. The transcript is spliced from 2 exons.
AUGAGGUGUGUACUGCUUUUCGCAUGGUUGACUCUAAGGGUCACGGCUGCCAAAUGCUCGGCCAGCUUCUUUUCUAGUCUUCUUCCUCAGAAUUACUCUUUGAGCUAUGCUUCACAUGUUCCUGAAAACGGCACUUUUACUGACUCUUGGGCUGACGGAAACGCAACUUCCCUUCCGGAAGGUUGCGCUGUUGGGCUUCAAGUUCAAACUGCCAACGGAUCACAAUUUCAAAUGGCCAUGUACUUACCAUCCGACUGGAAUAACCGAUUCAUGGCAACGGGAAAUGGGGGAUUUGGUGGCUAUACAGCGUGGAUAAGUAUGGGGGCCUUGGCACAGUAUGGAUUUGCGACUUUGUCAACAAACACUGGUCAUCAGUCUAGCCAACUCGAUGGGAGCUGGGCACUGAACAAUCCUGAAGCAAUCAUCAAUUGGGCUUGGCGUGCCAUGCAUAUGGGUGUGGUGAUAGGGAAAAACAUUACCACAGGUUUUUACAACAGUUCGAUCCAGUAUUCAUAUUACGCUGGAUGUUCAACGGGAGGCCGUCAAGGUCUGAAAGAAGUGCAAGAGUUUCCAGAUGAUUUUGAUGGUGCCCUGAUAGGUGCACCAGCCUGGUGGAUGGACAAUCUUCCAGUUUACGGAGCCUGGUUGGGUGCUCACAACCUUCCGGUGAAUGCCUCAUACCACGUCAGUCCUCAACAGUUACAAAUGCUGGCUCGCGAAGCCGUUCGUCAAUGCGAUCCUCAGGAUGGUGUCGAAGACGGCAUUGUUAUGCGACCGCGUGAAUGUAAAUUCACUCUGGAGCCAUUGCACUGCACCUCAUCUGUCAAUAUCUCAUCUACAUGCUUUUCAGACGCACAGAUGGGCACUGUUCAAUACAUCCUGGACGACUGGGUGUCUAUAACAGAAGGCGAUGAACCUGUAUCUUUGGAUGCAGACUGGAUCUAUGACUUCCUCCUCAAUGUCACAAGCUACAACUGGGCGGACCUUAACUACGGUAUGAUUGAACUAUCAAAUGCCAUUAAUCCUGGAACAGCACAAGCAUCAAAGUUUGACAUAUCGGCAUUUAAAGAGAGAGGCGGCAAAAUAAUACACUAUCAUGGCUACGCUGAUGAAAUUAUUCCGACUGAGAGCAGUCGAUACUACUAUGACCACGUCAGGGGAGCUUUUUUGAAUUCCUUGACAACCGUUACAGACUUUUAUCGAUUCUUUUAUAUUCCUGGAAUGGAGCAUUGUACUUCAUCAUCCAUGCAGGAGGCACCAUGGUACAUUGGAGCUGCUCUUCAGCCAGCGGCUGUGCAAGGUUUAACAUAUGGAGUCCCAGGAUAUGAAGAUCGGUACCAUGAUAGCAUUUUGGCUUUGAUGGCAUGGACAGAAAACGACACAGCUCCGGACUACCUAGUGGCUACUAAGUAUAUUGAUGAUGAUAUUUCGAAGGGCAUCCAGCGCCAGCGACCACUUUGUCCUUAUCCUCAGUUAGCACUUUACGUUAACGGAGAUGUAAAUCAGUCCACUAGUUGGAUAUGCAACUGAGUUGCG